AUGCCAGACGAUACCGCCCAGACCCUCCGCCAGCUCAAAAUCAAGACUGGCGUCGUCAAGCGUCUCCACAAAGAAGAAUCCUCCUACGAAAAGGAGGUCGUCGACCAAAAGGCCGUAGUGGCGAAGCUCAAGGCCGAUGAAGCCGACGGGGCUGAUAUUCGAGCAGCCGAGCGAGUAUUGAGAGACUCGGAAAUGAUGGUCCCCCAUACCAGACGUUCACUGGAAGAGGCUUUCAAUGCGCUCUCAGAUCUUGUAAACGCCCUUGGCGAAGACGGGUCCGUGUCAGCCACGCAGGAAUUCCGAGACGCGUUUAGCAUCCUCCAGCAGGUUGAGGUCGACUGGAAGUCAGAGGGUAACUAG
This is a messenger RNA of Cryptococcus amylolentus CBS 6039, 360 nucleotides long. RefSeq lists its product as hypothetical. Gene Ontology annotation, biological process: tubulin complex assembly; post-chaperonin tubulin folding pathway. Gene Ontology annotation, molecular function: beta-tubulin binding. The record is from RefSeq and is a predicted model, not a curated record. NCBI's taxonomy places the organism in Eukaryota, Fungi, Basidiomycota, Tremellomycetes, Tremellales, Cryptococcaceae. Gene Ontology annotation, cellular component: microtubule cytoskeleton; cytosol. The transcript is spliced from 3 exons. Bases 1 to 360 code for a protein of 119 amino acids.